This is a messenger RNA of Amborella trichopoda, 1416 nucleotides long. The record is from RefSeq and is a predicted model, not a curated record. NCBI's taxonomy places the organism in Eukaryota, Viridiplantae, Streptophyta, Magnoliopsida, Amborellales, Amborellaceae.
UUUUCCUAAUGAGAUAACCAGGACAUUUUAAUUGUGGUGACGCCCAAAUUCCACUUUCUCUCUCUCUCUCUCUCUCUAAACGCUCCAGGCGUCCAUUGAAGAAAAAGUGCGAGUGUUAAUCUCUGCACGCUCCUUCCUUCGCUCCUGCAAUAACCACAAACAAUGUACAAUUUCUAGGGUUUUCAAGCACCACUUCUGCAACCACUCCAUAUUAAUCUUAAUUGUCUGCAAAAUUUCCUUUCUAUUUCCGUUAGAAUUCCCAGGGUUUUGUACCUUGUGUUAUCUGCAACCCGUCCCUGAGAAGCCAUCGAGAUAGCUCUGCAAUUGAGGUUAGAGCAAUCGAUCACAAAAAUGCCUAAGAAAAUGGGUGUAAACAGCAAAGCUGAAGACGCUAGGGCAAGAAAGAGCGCAACAGAGGCUGAGAAGAAAGUGAAAGAAGCUCGAGAUAAAGAAGAACAGUACUGGCGCGAAGCUGAGGGGUCUAAAUCCAGAGCUGCCAAGAAAAAAGAGGAAGAAGCGGAGAAGAGAGCGGAGGUGGCUGCUAAGAAAGCAGAGGCUCGAAGGUUAGCUGAGCUCGAAGAGAAAGAGAUGGAGAGCCUUGGUAAGAAGCCUGAUAAGAAGGCGAAUAGGGUUUCGAUCCCCGUUCCAAAGGUUACUGAGGUUGAGCUCGAGAGGAGGAGAGUGCAAGAGAGGGCUGAGAUAAACCGGAGAGCUGAGGAAGCGAAGAAGAGGCAGAGUCGGAUGGCUGAUGAGGAGGAGUAUGAGAGGAUGGUUUCGGUUGAAAACAUAAAUAGGGAUGAUAGUUUGAUAGAGGCUCACUCCGUUGAGGAUGCUCUCGCUCUGAUGAGUGUUGAUCCACUACCGGUUGAUAAGCACCCCGAGAGAAGGCUCAAGGCUUCAUUCAAGGCUUUUGAAGAAGCUGAGCUUCGCAAGCUGAAGGAGGAAAAGCCUGGCCUCACACAUACCCAGUAUAAAGACAUGAUAUGGAAGUUAUGGAAGAAAUCUCCUGAUAAUCCUCUUAAUCAGGUGUGUUUCAAAAGUCUGAAGCAAGAAAUAAACUUUUCCUUUCUAUUUGUUUUAUUCGCUCUGCAUACCUAUACAGAAAAUAAAAGCUUUUUUUUGGGUAAAUAAAAGCUUUUGGAAUGAACAAUGACCAUGUUGCUCAAAAGAAGUAAGCAUUUAAGAUUGCCUUGCCCACCCCUCAAAAGAAAGGCAUGUUGCCCUCCCCUUGAAUUAGGGGAGAUAUUGAUUGGGACAUAGGUUAUGCCAUAUAGCUAACUAUAUGUCAUCUAAGUGUAUUUUUUAGCAAUUCACUUUGACAAAGGCUAUAAGGGGCUUUGAGGGACAUUAUCUAAGUGUAUUUUUUAGCAAUUCAUUUUGACAAAGGCUAUAAGGGGCUUUAAGGGACAUUGAUUG